GAUUCUCAUGGAAAAUAAGUGAAUAAGUUGAAAACAUUUAGAGAUGGAAAGACACUUGUGAAAAUGUCAGGGGUUGUUGUUAUGAUUUGUGUUCCAACAGAACUCAAAGAGACUGAAUUCUUAUCCAAACAAAGGGUUCGAAUAGUAUCUUAUAAAAAAGCUUAUGAAAUAGUGCAUGCAAACUCUUCUGGAAAUGAAGAAAUUCAGAAUUUAUCCUUGAGUUUACGGCAACCGAUGAUCAAAAUAAUAGAGGAAAUCCUUGCUUCUUCCAACAUAACAAAUGCAGUUUGGUCCGGUGAGGGAGAUUAUGUCCAAGUUAUGUUUCCAUUGGAUUCCCAGAUAGAGUGCGAAUCAAUUUUACAUAAAUUACAUGAGAAUGACAUUGGAAUAGCUUACAACUCGGCAGUUAGCGUGUUACCAUGUUGUAUACAUUAUUUUGGACAUAAAGAUGUCGAUAAAGAUUCAGUAUUGAAGAAAACAGGUGAUUUCAAUAAUGGUUUAAAUACUUGGAACAGUUUCAUUUCAUCAAGAAACAGCAGAUUGACGGUAGAUCAGAUCGUAGAAACUGUUCAAAAUAAAGCGGUUUUAACAUUUGAUUUUGUUUGCUUAUUAUUGAUAUCCACAACAAUGUGCGCACUGGGUUUAGUGGAGAAUAGCACCGUCUGUUUGCUUUCUAGUAUGGUUAUGUCGCCCAUGAUGGGACCAGUAAUGGCGGCAACUUUUGGAUAUGUAAUAAGAAAUACAAACCUCAAAAGCAUUGGGGUUAAAAAUGCACUACUUGGUUUAGGAGUAGCUACUUUAGUAGGAUUCUGCUAUGGAACAAUAACGUGCAUCAUAACAGAUAAAUAUGGGAAUCAAGAGUGGCCGACUUAUGAAAUAACUUCAAGAGGAGAAUUGAGAUCACUAUGGAUAGGAUUUGUAAUAGCUCUGCUCUCAGGAGCAGCUGUCGCACUCGGUAUUCUGAGUGAUAAUGUGGCAUCCCUUGUAGGAGUGGCCAUUUCAACAUCCCUGAUGCCACCUGCAGUUAAUGCUGGACUGCUGUGGUCAAUGGCAUCUGUAUAUUAUUUGAAAAGCAAUAGUACAACUUAUCAUUCUUUAGAUUUCAAAAGGCAAUAUUCAGAGAAUGAUUUCAUUGAACUUCUAUCUCUAGGAUUCAUUAGUAUAUGCCUUACUAUAGUAAAUAUUAUUUGUAUAUAUUCAUCAGCAAUCUGCAUUUUCAAGAUCAAAGAGGUCGCACCUAUUGCUGUGCUGAACAAACAGAGAAGGCAAUUCUGGAAAUAUGAUAUAAAAAACGCAAGACAAAUGAACACAUUACACAAAGAAGAAGGUCAAAAAAUACGUGACAAACUUGCGGAUUUUGCAGAAGUCAAAAAGUCGUAUGACGCAGAAGAUAUUUCCCAUUAUUUCAGCUACAUACCAAAAGGAAAAAUGAAAUCAAUGAUGAGUACUGCCACUUGGUCCCAUAGUACCAAUAAAAUAGGAAGUGUGAGAGACCUUCAUUUCGAGCAUAUUACAACUUCAGCAAAAAAAUCGAAUAUCCUCAACAUUCAAAAUAGAAAUAUUCUACAAAUAUCAACUUCUUCUGAAAAAUUAGAACACAGAAAGAACGACUUUUUGAAAAUCAGUAAAAGGAAGAGAAAGCGAACAAUAUCAUCCUCAUAUGACACACGUGAUGUUCAAGACUGUACAAUGAAAAGCCUACUAGUCGAAGAAAAAUCACCUUAUGGAGAUAAAGAAUUCAAAUUGAUUCAAACAAAGUGCAAGACUUUCUUGGUGUCCUCUUGUAAAGAAAUUGAUAUUGAAUCUUGUAAAUGUGAAUCCAUUUCUACAGGAGACAGCCCCAAAUAAACUAAUUUGAAAAUAAGAACCAUCACAUAGAGGGUGUCCCAAUUGGAUGUAGAAAGUCGCUAUUCAUUUAUGAGAACCUCGUUCAGCUGUUUCUUUUUUCAAUCUAUAAACAACAAUUUAUGUUCAGACUAUUUUAAAAUAUACAAAUAUCUACAAAUCGGUAGUGAACUUGAAAUCAUGAAUAAAAAAUACGCCGGGCCUUUUUCUGAAGAAUUCAGUUACGCAAUUUUUUUAAAAUAGCUUAAAUGUAAUUAUGUACUGAUUGCACUUUGAACAAGAAGAGCUGAAUGCUGUUACUCAUUUCUCAAAAAACUAAUGAUCAAAAAAUCACAACACCAUCAAAUAGGUACUCUCAAAGAAUAUCUAAUUUGGGACGCUAAAUCAAAUCAAUUUGAUGUCAGAUAUUUCAUCUGUAAAUAAAUUUAAAUUUUUAACGAAUAAUAAAUUAAAUUUUACUAUUUUCAUUCCA
Messenger RNA from Harmonia axyridis, 2317 nucleotides. RefSeq lists its product as uncharacterized. NCBI's taxonomy places the organism in Eukaryota, Metazoa, Arthropoda, Insecta, Coleoptera, Coccinellidae. The transcript is spliced from 8 exons. The record is from RefSeq and is a predicted model, not a curated record. The coding region runs from base 64 to 1848 and encodes 594 amino acids.